Messenger RNA from Guillardia theta CCMP2712, 840 nucleotides. RefSeq lists its product as hypothetical. The transcript has 6 exons. Gene Ontology annotation, molecular function: calcium ion binding. The coding region runs from base 1 to 840 and encodes 279 amino acids. Lineage: Eukaryota; Cryptophyceae; Pyrenomonadales; Geminigeraceae. The record is from RefSeq and is a predicted model, not a curated record.
AUGCCGUACUCCAAGUACAGUGGGACGCUUCAAGGAGGAAGUCUGUUCACAGAGGGCCCCGGGGCACCAGUCGUUCAUAUCGCAACAUACAAGGAUGGAGGAGUUGGGGACUUCGAAUCUCCUGCGGUCAGAAAGAUUGUGGGAGCCUCGACUGGAGGCGAAGUGCAUGAUCAGUUCAAGAACUACACUCUGCAAGAGUGGUUCUACGAGAAAGCUGUCAGAGCUAAAGACAUCGAAGAUAGAAAAUCGUCAAAACAGAACGUCAACCGAACAAGAUUGGUGGAUGCUACGAAAGACCUUAUCAAGUCGGGGGCAUCGGAGGUGACGCAAACGAUAGGAGCUAUCCCCGACCAUAUCGGAUCAUGGCUUGGCGGCGUCUCGAGCAUCAUCGAAGAGAUUGCAGCUGCCGGCCAGAAGAAGUCAGUGCUGAACGAAGAGCAACUCCAAACAUUGCGGCUCACCAGACAAUACGCAACUAAAGGGGUGGAGGCUUUGAUGGAGGGAGAGACGGCGCUGGAGAUUGCGAGAAACAAGCAGCGCGACUCACAGAUGGUUCAGCAGAAGAUCAACAAGAUGAAGCUGACCAAGCACGAGAGCGAAAACAACGAAGCAGGCUCAAAGCUCUCGAAGCUCCCGUCCUCGCUCACCGUUCAUGUUCAUGGAGCCAAGAACUUGCCGAAGAUGGACGCAUUCCUGGGAAAGGUAGAUCCCUUUGUUGAGGUCACGGUUAUAGACAGCCCUGAAUCGCGAAAUCUCCCGCAAAAAGAUCGAACGAGUGUCUUGUAUUCCAACUUCAAUCCAGAAUGGAAUGGUUUGCAGCUCUCUUUUACUCUGUUCUAG